Nezara viridula (southern green stink bug) is the source of this 378-nucleotide messenger RNA. The record is from the annotation of a GenBank genome assembly. Lineage: Eukaryota; Metazoa; Arthropoda; Insecta; Hemiptera; Pentatomidae.
AUGGUAAUUCUUGAGGACGCGCACCGCUUGGCAGGUUACGUCUGGCUAGCCAUCCUUCUUCGCUCGAGAAAUCCUAAUGGUCACCGCGGCCGAUGUAAAGGGCUACCGCAGUCCAAGCAGGUGUUCCGACACCCUGGAUGUGAACAUAGCUGUGCAUCAGACCAAUCCUACCACAACCUCCUUUUUCUCGGGCGCAGACAGCCCAGGCCUUGGCUCGCCCUAGGGAACCAUACGUCUUGGAUGACAUGGGAAGGCGCUGGGAAAAAUGAGCGGCUGACUGGUACUAAUAGAGCUCCUCAACUCAACCACUCGCCCACUUUUGGGCCUAAUAUUCCCCCGACUCGGAGAUUAAUGCAGCGGCACAGGCGCAACUCUUGA